Messenger RNA from Fraxinus pennsylvanica, 810 nucleotides. NCBI's taxonomy places the organism in Eukaryota, Viridiplantae, Streptophyta, Magnoliopsida, Lamiales, Oleaceae. The record is from the annotation of a GenBank genome assembly.
AUGCCUCACCCUGGCCUUCUCCACCAACUUCAACAAUGCGCCAAGCGCCAUCUCCCGACUCAAGGCAAGAAACUCCAUGCCCACAUAAUCAAAUCCGGCCUAGACCACAGUGGCCUCCUUUAUCCUAACACCCUCAUUGAUGUGUAUGGCAAAUGUGGCUAUCCAAAUGACGCCCUCCAACUGUUCGACGAAAUGCCCGAACGCGACUUGGCCUCAUGGGCAUCAAUUUUCACUGCCCACAACCAAGCCAACCUUUUUCAAAACACCCUAUCUUUGUUCUCCACCAUGUUUCUACUUGAUGGCUUCCAACCGGACCAUUUUAUCUUUGCGAGUCUCGUUAAGGCUUGUGCUAAUAUGACUGCCUUGAAACUAGGCCAGCAAGUGCAUGCCCAAUUUCUGGUAUCGCCGUUUUUGCACGAUGACGUUGUUAAGUCGUCCCUGGUUUAUCUUUAUGCAAAAUGUGGACUGCCUGAUACUGCACAUAAUGUUUUUAAUUCCAUUUUGUCAAAAAAUGUUAUUUCUUGGACUAGCUUGAUAUAUGGCUAUGCGCGGGCAGAGAGGAAGAGUGAGGCUAUUGAGCUCUUACGUGGAAUGCCGAGGAAAAAUCUGUACUCUUGGACUGCUUUGAUAUCGGGGUUUGUGCAGAGUGGGCUUUUGGUUGAUGCGAUUAGGCUUUUCAUCGAGAUGAGAAGAGAAGGAGUUUAUAUCGAGGACCCUUUUAUUCUUGCGAGUAUGAUUGGUGCUUCAGCUAGCUUAGCUGUCUUGGAUCUUGGGAAGCAGAGCACACAACAACACUGGGAGAAGCCUUGA